Molecule: messenger RNA, 1648 nt
Organism: Corylus avellana
Lineage: Eukaryota; Viridiplantae; Streptophyta; Magnoliopsida; Fagales; Betulaceae
Gene: PRS
Product: Homeodomain-like superfamily protein
Biological process (GO): plant organ development
Molecular function (GO): DNA binding; DNA-binding transcription factor activity
Source: RefSeq, a predicted model, not a curated record
AAAAGAUAAAAGAAACGGCGGCGUUUUCUGAUUCAGACCUGGAAAUGUAUAUAUGUGGGGUGUAGAUCGAGUAUAUAUAGAGAGUACACUCGUGAUUCUUCAAUAUUAAUGCCAACUCAGAUUUUUGUUUUGAAGAUGGAAGGGGGGGUGCACCAUGAUACGGUAUUGACUAUUUACAUCAGAUUCAGGCUUGAGAGCAUGCGUGCGUGUCCUUCACGCGCUUCUAGUGCAAUAACAUAUUACUUGGUGUCUUUUUCAUUCUGUUGAGAAAGUAAAUAACGAGGUGAUGAUGACAUAAUCAUUCAAGCUCCUUAAGCCCCCACUCAGUUUUCCCUCAUUCACAGAUUCUCUCUCUUUCUUUCUUUCUCUUUCUGUGUGUGUAUGUGCAUGGGAGGACUGAAAACUACACUUGAAUUUGCCCCUCACAGGGAAACAUCAGCAGCAUGACCAAUCUGCACUUGUAGAGUAGCUUUCUUCCUCUUCUUUUAGCCUUCUCUUUCUCUCUCUCUACAUCUCCUUCCUUUUUGUCUCUGCCUAACUAUUCCUCACUGUAUCUUUCUCUAUCUCUCCUUCUCUGUCCAUCUAUUUAUACCCCACUUUCAACCCUUCCAAGAAACACACACACAAAAAAAAAAAAAAAAGACAGAAAGGAAAGAAAGAGUCAAACUUAACACCAAGGGAAAAAAUGUCCCCAGCAGCUUCAUCAAGAUGGUGCCCAACCCCAGAGCAACUGAUGAUCUUGGAAGAGAUGUACAGGAGUGGGAUUAGAACUCCCAAUGCUUCUCAGAUACAGAAGAUCACUGCCCACCUCUCCCUCUACGGCAAGAUUGAAGGCAAGAAUGUGUUCUACUGGUUUCAGAACCACAAGGCAAGGGAUAGGCAGAAGCUGAGAAGGAAGCUCAGCAGGCAAUUGCAGCUUGAGCAGCCGCAGCAGCUCUUCUAUUAUCACCUCAAUCACCCACCUCACCAAUUUCAUGGCGCCAACUUUGACUCCCCUGCCGGUUCUUCUGCUCUUCAACAAUUUUCUUAUGAAAACAACUCACCUGGCCUGCUUCUUCCUCAGGGAGCAGGAGUAGCAUCAACACAAGUGAUGAAUUACUCAUGGAAGAUGGAUAUCCCUCAUCAGAUGGUGGAGAUGGAGAAAUCCAUGAUGACAUCGUACGACCAUGAUUGGAUGAUGAUGAUGAUGAUGGAAAAGAGUCCUCCAACUUCCCCAUGUUGCAGUACUACUAGACCCCUCCAAACCCUUCAACUCUUCCCUAUCACGGCCACCAAUCUCAAAGAAGAGUGCACCACACCCAAGAAACUCUCUGCAUGAUUCUCUCUCCUCUCUCUCUCUGUGAUUUUAUUGUUAGUCUUAAAUCUUUCUGUGACUUUUAUUUAUUUGUGUUGGUUUCUGUUAUGUUUCUAGCUAGCUAGGCUUCAAGGUGAGAAAGAUCUGAAUUGUCUAAUGAGUAAAUGUGUACUGGUCCAACACUGCUGCUACUUCUACUGCAACUACUACUACCUAUUUACACUCUCUGUAUUUUCCCACAAGUGAAAAUCUGCAUUGGGCUUGAUUUUUCUGUUGAUUUUUUUCUGCUUGUCUUUAUGCACAUCUUGAAAAGUUGCAUCUUGUAACACCGACACAUGGUGGUUGACACCAGCU